CUAACUACAGCGUGCGGGUAAUUUUGUCAUCUCUAUCAGAAUGCUUUCAAUUUAAUGAAUGAAUGAACGUUCUAACAGGCAAAGAAAAAGACAUUCAACUGAAUAUAUGUUGUCAAAAUUGCGUCCGCGCGAGGGCGACUCAUGACCAGGACAAAAGUGAAGAAGGGGCUGUCCGUUGGAACUUGUUGUAACGUGCAACGCCUCGUGAGGGCGCUGUACACCCGUCUCUUGAUGCCUGCUUGAAUCGAGAGCUGUUUGUCCCUCUUCCUUUCCUGUAGUCACUCAUUUUAAGUCUUUCAAAAAUGAAAAGUCCCACCAGCUCUGGAGUUAGCCAGCUCUGAGACCCCGACCUUCAGCAUCUCACUCAAGUCACAAUCAGAUGGCCACCCCGUCCCUGGGCUCCAGCACGCGCGCGACCCUCGUGAGGAUAAGCGGUUCAGAUGAUGGAUGGAUGGACUUGAUGCAAUCAGGGUUUUUGGGGUCCAUCAGCGAUCAGAAGAUGGCAGAGGCAGCAUUUAGUGGCUUAGGAAAAAACACAGCGGCUAAGGGCAUCUCGGAGAGGGACGUGCCUCACAUUCGUCUGGUUGGGGAUGGCGACGUGGAGGACAUAUACAUGUUUGGAAAGAAACUGGGCCACGGAAGUUAUGGGGUGGUGUACGAAGCCACACAUAUUAGGACACAGACCCAAUGGGCCAUCAAGACGGUUUGCAAGGCAGAACCGGGAAGUACAAAGAUCAAGAUGCUGGAGCAAGAAAUCAAAAUACUCAAACAAGUCGACCACCCUCACAUACUACGCCUGGAGGAGAUCUAUGAGACCGCCCAGAUGACAUAUUUGAUCACUGAGCUGUGUGUGGGAGGUGAACUGAAGCAAGUGCUACAGCAGAAACAGUUCUUUCCUGAGGAGGAGGCGAGACACAUUAUUGGAUGCUUAGCUGACGCCAUCACCUACCUUCACAAAAAAAACAUAAUGCAUCGGGAUUUGAAACUUGAGAAUAUUUUGGUGAAAAAUUCUCUUGAUGAUUACAAUGGCAGGCUUGACAUUAAGGUUGCAGACUUUGGCUUAUCAGUGAAGACUUUGGGUGUUGGAAGUGAUAAUAUUCUGUCAGACAUUUGUGGCACUCCAGUCUAUAUGGCUCCUGAAAUGAUGAGCCAACGUGGUUACACACACUGGUGUGACAUGUGGAGCGUAGGAGUCAUUAUGUAUAUUUUGCUGUGCGGGGAGCCUCCAUUUAUAUCCAAAUCAAAAGAAAACCGACUUAAGGAGAUUAGAACAAUAGGAGUCCAAUUUUCUUCACCCAUCUGGGACACAGUCAGCAAUGCAGCCAAAACAGUAGUGACGUGCCUCCUGAAAGAAAACCCUGCUUACCGCAUGUCAGCUAAUCAGUUACGAGACAACCCGUGGAUUACAGGUGACACCAGCACGCCGGCGAUGCCUCUCAACGCACUGGAGAUGAUGCACAACUUCCACGAACAGGAGAAGAGUACCCAGGACCUAAAAACAACCCAGAACCUCUCCCGUGUUGCCAGGACUGCUUCACCAGUGUCACCCGACGCCAAAAGCAACGGCUUGAACCAUGAUGAUCUCAAUGACUCUUGCUGCACUCCUUCCACGUCCAACAAACUGACUGGCGUGAAACCCCGCCCACAGUCGAGUGUAAAGUCCCGCAAGUCUCAGCGCAAGACAAAUGUCAACUCGGUGAAGAAAGCAGCCUCCCAUCAAAACGGACAGAGAUCUCCUCCAUCUCCUCUAGAAGUAUGACUGACUGUCAGGGACUGUCAAAACAAGACUAAAGGCACAGAGGUGCCUCACGGAACAAAGAAGGACCUUAAAACUAGAUUUAGUGUUUGAUGAAAAAAAUGAUUUGAAAGAGAUUUCCUGUAUUUAAUGAUACGGUUUAACAGGGAUGUGAACAAAUAAUGCAAUCUGGCGGGAAUGAGUAGAGAUACUUGUAAUGGCAAUGCCAAAUAAAUCGUACGAUGCUCUCUGUGGCCUGUUUGUGUACACUUGCUCAAAUUCAGCCUUUGAUUCAAAUGCUUUCUUUUCAAACUGUCAGAGAGCUGCUGUUCGUUUAACAAGAGGCUUAUCACUGUGGCUGUACCUGUAGUCUGUACAUACUGUGAGCUAGUUUUUAAUGUUUUAGUCAUAAAUAUAUUUCAGAUGUACCAAAUGACGAGGCCAGUGUGUGCACUUUGUAACCACCGUAUAAAUCCAGAAUCUCUCCUGUACUGUCCUGUUUUUGCCAAAGGGCUUCAAUCUGCGGGACAGAGCAGAUUGACUGCGCAAAUGUUUACUUUUUCACCACCGGCUGUUGCCAGGCUGCCCAAAAAACACAAGGGACUCUUUAAGGUAUUCAAAUACACUUCUCACAUACAGAAAAUAUCGAACAACUGUCCAUGGUGGUAUGUGAAAAUGACUAAUUUUAUAGCAGCAAAGGCUGUUGAUGAGAAAUGUGUUUAUAUUAUGUUAGCAUUCAGGAAGUACAUGGUGUCAUAAAGGCUCAAUGUUACAAAUAGAUUACGCCUCUAUACUCGGAUCCUUGAUCCAACUUUCUCUCUGUCUCCAUAAAUGUCCUUUGAGGACUUCCUAUUUCACGCCCCAAAAGUUACUCUCUCGAAGUUCAUAUUCGUGACAUUAAGAUGUUUUACUGUUGAAAAUGCAUCCUGGUCAAGCUCAGACACCCAGCUCUGCUCAAAUAUGAGACCCCUCCAAAAGUAUUGGAACGCCAACGUCAAUUCCUUUGUUUUUGUGGUAUACUGAAGAUGUUUGGGUUUCAGAUCAAAACAAAUGUUUAGAAGUCCAGUUGUUAUUCCUUGGUAUUUGCAGCUAGAUGAGUUGAACAAGUCAGGACAGAGCCACCCACUUUUCAAAUUCUCAAAAGUAUUGGAACAGACAUGAUUAAAUUAGAGUGAAUAACAUUUCACGUUUGUUUGCAUAAGCCUUACUUGCAAUAACUGCAUCAAGCCUCUUGACUGCAGCUCCUUUCAGCUCCUGUUUGUUUCUCGGGGUUUCUCUCUGCAGGAGGUGAAAUGCACGCUCUCUUGAACUUUUUCGCCCUGGUGAAGUCCUUUGUUGUGUUGGCAGGGUCUUUUGGGUCAUUGUCUUUUUACAUGACGAAGCUAUUCCCAAUGAGUUUAGAUGCAUUUUUCUGUAAGUUGCCACUGAUUAAGCAGAUCCUUUCUUUCUCCAUACGUUGGUCGUACCAUCACUUGGGAGAGGUUAAUCCUAGCCGCAUCGGUCCAUAAAACUUAUAAAACUUUUGUGGCUCAUCUCUGUACAUUCUUUGGAAAAUCCAAUCCGGCCUUCUAAUUCUUUUUGCUGAUGAUUGGUUUGCAUCUUGUGGUAUGGAAUGUCUAUUUCUUUUCUUGGGUCUUCUUCAAACAGUGGGUUGUGUUGAGGAAUUUCGCCUUACCAUGAGAACUAUUGAAACUAAUCUGUGUCCUGUACAUCUGCUGAAGCACUCAAGACAAGGGUAGUGUUAUGCUUUCCUCCUCUUUAGCCCUUGGGCAAUUUAACAGCCCCCAAAAGGCCUUCUCCCCGGUCCUCCAUCUUUGUGAAGUUCUUCAGGGCUGUCGAGUUCCCUGGGAAGGGAACUCCAAACUCAUAAUUUGUGCACAGCAGAUGUGGUCAGUAGUUUGUCACCAUGUCAGGACUGAACUGUAUUGACCUUUCUUUGUCUCUGAUUUUUACAUAAGGGGAAGGACUGCCCGCCCCUCAUUAACAUAAUUAACACACUAUGCCUAUAUAUACGUGAGACUGUAUUUCUUCGAGGCUUCCUGAUGAAAUCUGAGACUCACAGGAGCCCGAAUCAAUUCGUGUUGCGUUGUGAUAAACU
Hippocampus comes (tiger tail seahorse) is the source of this 3833-nucleotide messenger RNA. RefSeq names its product serine/threonine kinase 33 (gene stk33). Gene Ontology annotation, biological process: protein phosphorylation. Gene Ontology annotation, molecular function: ATP binding; protein kinase activity. The transcript has 15 exons. The coding region runs from base 380 to 1759 and encodes 459 amino acids. Lineage: Eukaryota; Metazoa; Chordata; Actinopteri; Syngnathiformes; Syngnathidae. The record is from RefSeq and is a predicted model, not a curated record.